GCCUUGAGCAAACCCAUGGCUUUAUCACAUGAUAUAUUUCCCAGGGUGCAGCCUCAUGCUUAUUCAUGGAUCAACAAAUAUGGGAAGAAUUAUCUUAAUUGGAAUGGUGCUCAACCUCAACUAGUGAUUACAGAAACAGCGCUAAUCAAAGAGGUACUGAAUAACAGAGAUAGGGCGUACCUCAAAGUGGGCCUCCCUUUCUAUGUCAUGAAGCUAAUGGGAGAUGGACUCGCUACAUCUGAAGGUGAAAAGUGGGCAAAGCACCGGAAAUUGCUGAACUAUGUUUUUCAAGGGGAAAGCCUUGAAAAUAUGAUUCCGGAAAUGAUAGUCAGUGUUGAAAAGAUGCUGGAAACAUGGAAACAUCACGAGGGGAAAGAGAUUGAGGUGUUCGAAGAAUUUAGGUUAUUGACUUCGGAAGUGAUAUCAAGGACAGCCUUCGGGAGUAGUUACUUAGAAGGGCAGAACAUUUUCGAUAUGUUGAUUAAUUAUUCUGUGAUUUCACGAAGGAAUGCUUUUAAAGUAAGAUUUCCAGGCAUCAGUAAAAUCUGGAAAACGGCCGAUGAGAUAGAAGCAGAUAAGCUUCUGAGAGUGAUGCACAGCUCGGUGAUGGAGAUUAUCAAGCGAAGAGAAGAAAAAAUGAAAAAUGGAGAUGUAGACAGCUUCGGUACUGAUUUUCUUGGAUUACUUUUAAAUGCUUAUCAUGAUGUCGAUGAGAACAAAAGGCUCCAUGUGGAAGAUUUGAUUGAUGAGUGCAAGACAUUUUAUAUUGCUGGACAAGAAACUAGUAAUUCAUUGCUUUCAUGGACUGUCUUGCUUUUAGCAAUCCAUACAGAUUGGCAAGAGAAAGCAAGAGCAGAAGUGAGUGAGCUGUUUGGUGACCAAAAUCCACAUCCUGAUGGCUUAUCUAAACUAAAAACAAUAACCAUGAUCAUCAACGAGGCCUUAAGACUGUAUCCUCCUGCAAUUGGCUUUAUACGGAAAUGUGAAAGAGAAGUUAGAUUGGGGAAACUCAUUCUCCCUGCCAAUCUGAACUUGUUCAUUACGAAUUUGGCAGUUCAUCAUGAUCCUCAAAUCUGGGGAGACGAUACUCAUGUGUUCAAUCCGGAGAGGUUUUCAGAAGGGGUGGCUAAAGCUACAAACAACAACGUGGCUGCCUAUUUUCCUUUCGGAAUUGGGCCUCGAACUUGCGUUGGUUUCAACUUUGCAACGGUGGGAACAAAGGUUGCACUGGCCAUGAUUCUGCAACACCACACCUUCACCCUCUCCCCAACUUAUGUUCACUCACCUGUUCUCCAUUUUACACUCGUGCCUCAACAUGGAAUUCAGGUGAUCCUCCACUCUUUGCAGACAAAGCUUUUGAUCCUUGUCACGAGUUUUUGUUGCCUGUUCUGCCUCAUAGCUCUACUGAGGGUCUUUCACAGAUAUUGGUGGAUACCUUUCCGAAUACAGUAUACUAUGAGUCUACAGGGAAUCAAAGGACCCCUUUAUGAGUUCAUCCAUGGAAACAACAAAGCAUCUACCGAUAUGAAAAUGGAAGCAUACCGCAAACCUAUGGCGGCCUUGACUCAUGAUAUAGCUCCCAGAGUGCUACCUCAGAUUUACUCCUGGAUCAACAUCUACGGGAAGAAUUAUCUUACCUGGCAGGGAAUUCGACCUCAACUGGUGAUUACAGAAGCGGAACUAGUCAAAGAGGUUCUGAGAAACAGCGAAGGAGCUUUCCCAAAAAAGAAGGCCGAAGACUUUAUUCAUAAGAUACUUGGGGACGGGCUUGUGGCAACCGAAGGUGGCAAAUGGGCCAGGCAGAGGAAGUUGGCAAAUCAUGCAUUUCAUGGGGAGAGCUUAAAAAACAUGACUCCGGCAGUAAUUGCUAGCGUUGAGGCAAUGCUGGAGAAUUGGAAAGGCCAUGAAGGCAAAGAGAUCGAAGUGUUUGAAGAAUUCAGGUUACUUACUUCGGAAGUUAUAUCGAGAACAGCUUUUGGUAGCAGUUACUUGGAAGGGGAGAAGAUUUUCGAGAUGUUGAUGAAGUUAUCGAUAAUUGCUAACAGAAAUUUUCAUAAAGCUAGGAUUCCUGGCAUCAGCAAGAUUUGGAAGACUGCUGAUGAAAUAGAAUCAGAGAAACUUGCUAAAGGGAUUCAUGAUUGUGUGAUGGAUAUGGUUAAGAAAAGGGAAGAGAAAGUACUGACCGGAGAAGCUGAUAACUUUGGCACUGAUUUUCUGGGAUUACUUGUAAAAGCUUAUCAUGAUGAGGAUGAGAGAAACAGGCUUUCAGUAGAAGAUUUGGUAGAUGAGUGCAAAACAUUCUACUUUGCUGGACAAGAAACCACUAAUUCCUUGCUCGCAUGGACAGUCCUGGUUUUAGCAAUUCAUACAGAUUGGCAAGAGAAAGCAAGAAGAGAGGUGAUUGAGGUAUUUGGGAACAAAAAUCCACAUUCUGAAGGCAUUGCCAAACUAAAAACUAUGAACUUGAUCAUCAAUGAAACCUUAAGAUUGUAUCCUCCUGUGGUUGCCACCGUUAGAGAAGUUGGAAGAGAAGUUCAUUUGGGGAAGCUCGUUCUGCCUGAUAAUAUAGAGGUUCUGAUUCCCAACAUGGUACUUCACCAUGACCCUGAUUUAUGGGGAGAUGAUGUGCAUCUUUUCAAACCAGAUAGGUUCACAGAAGGGACUGCCAAAGCUACCAAAUACAAUGCAGCUGCAUUCAUUCCCUUUUCAUUGGGACCUCGAUCUUGCGUGGGUAUGAGCUUUGCAACCACAGAAACAAAGACUGCUCUCUCAAUGAUUCUACAACGCUACACCUUUACUCUCUCCCCAUCCUAUGUUCACUCUCCAUUUACUCAACUUAUGCUUCAGCCACAACAUGGAAUUCAAGUAAUGCUUCAUUCACUAUAG
This is a messenger RNA of Theobroma umbraticum, 2886 nucleotides long. Its product is annotated as cytochrome P450 CYP749A22-like. Gene Ontology annotation, molecular function: oxidoreductase activity, acting on paired donors, with incorporation or reduction of molecular oxygen; heme binding; iron ion binding. NCBI's taxonomy places the organism in Eukaryota, Viridiplantae, Streptophyta, Magnoliopsida, Malvales, Malvaceae. The record is from RefSeq and is a predicted model, not a curated record.